Messenger RNA from Fukomys damarensis (Damara mole-rat), 6970 nucleotides. It is a transcript of the gene Ahctf1, whose product is annotated as AT-hook containing transcription factor 1. The coding region runs from base 148 to 6840 and encodes 2230 amino acids. The record is from RefSeq and is a predicted model, not a curated record. The transcript is spliced from 36 exons. Lineage: Eukaryota; Metazoa; Chordata; Mammalia; Rodentia; Bathyergidae.
CGGUUAUGUAAGGCUGUUCGGGCGGAACCGCGGCACAUUGCAUUGGAGGCGUCACGGCGUUAGUGUCCUGGAGAGGCUGUGGGCGCUCGCUGACUGUCUCGAAUUGCUGUGUGCUCCGGGUGUUAGCGGGCCUGGUUCGGUGGAAGUAUGCAAGACUUAAUUGCUCAAGUGACUAGUGAUUUCCUGCAUUUCCCAGAAGUGACUAUUCAAGCCCUUGGAGAAGAUGAAAUAACGUUAGAAUCUGUGCUUCGGGGAAAAUUUGCUGCAGGGAAAAAUAGACUUGCUUUCUUGGCGUGUGGUCCACAGCUUGAGGUUGUGAACUCUGUAACAGGAGAGCGGUUGUCUGCAUAUAGAUUCAGUGGAUUAAAUGAACAGCCUCCUAUCGCCCUUGCUGUGAAAGAAUUCUCUUGGCAGAAGAGAACUGGAUUGUUAAUAGGAUUGGAAGAAGCUGAAGGGAGUGUUCUCUGUCUUUAUGACCUGGGUAUAUCAAGAGUGGUUAAAGCAGUUGUUCUUCCUGGAAGGGUAACAGCUGUUGAACCUAUAAUUAAUCAUGGCGGAGCCAGUGCAAGCACUCAGCAUUUACACCCAAGCCUGCGAUGGCUUUUUGGUGUGGCAGCUGUGGUAACUGAUAUUGGACAAAUCCUUCUGGUUGACCUGUGUUUGGAUGACUUAUCAUGCAGUCAAAAUGAAAUAGAAGCAUCAGACCUUGAAGUUGUAACUGGUAUCCCAGCUGAAGUUCCACACAUUAGAGAGCGUGCUAUGAGAGCUGGGCGUCAUCUGUGUUUCCAGUUAGUAAGCCCAUCUGGAACAGCUGUUUCUACUCUUAGUUACAUUAACAGGACAAAUCAGCUUGCUGUAGGUUUUUCUGAUGGCUACCUAGCACUUUGGAAUAUGAAAAGUAUGAAAAGAGAAUAUUACACACAAUUGGAAGGUGGAAGGGUUCCUAUAUAUGCAGUUACUUUUCAAGAACCUGAGAAUGAUCCUCGCAAUUGCUGUUAUUUGUGGGCUGUUCAAUCUACACAAGAUAGUGAAGGUGAUGUUUUGAGUUUGCGUCUGCUUCAGCUGGCCUUUGGUGAUAGAAAAUGUUUGACAUCAGGACAAAUCUUAUAUGAGGGGCUAGAGUACUGUGAAGAAAGAUAUACACUGGACCUGGCAGGUGGCAUGUUUCCUUUGAGGGGACAGGCUAGUAAUACCAAAUUGUUGGGAUGCCAGAGUAUAGAGAAAUUUCGACCUCAUGGUGACAGGGAAGAAGGCAUGAGUGAAGCUCUGUCUCCUGACACUAGUGUUUCAGUAUUUACCUGGCAAGUGAAUAUAUAUGGACAGGGAAAACCUGUUAUAUAUUUGGGGCUUUUUGACAUAAAUCGAUGGUAUCAUGCACAAAUGCCUGAUUCAUUAAGACCAGGAGAGUAUCUACAUAAUUGCUCUUAUUUUGCAUUGUGGUCACUGGAGUCUGUUGUAAGUAGGACUUCUCCACAUGCCAUCUUGGAUAUAUUAGUACACGAGAGAAGUUUAAGUCGAGUCGUUCCUCCUUCCUAUCCACCUCCAGAGCAGUUUUUUAACCCAAGUACUUUUAAUUUUGAUGCCACUUGUUUGUUAACCUCAGGAAUUGUUCACAUAACUUGUGCUGGAUUUCAGAAGGAGACUUUGACUUUUUUAAAGAAAUCUGGACCAUCUCUAAGUGAAGUCAUUCCUGAUGGUUAUAAUCGAUGUCUUGUAGCUGGCCUUCUCUCACCAAGACUCAUUGAUAUUCAGCCUUUCAAUUUAACUCAAGAAGAGCAGUUUGAAGCCAUAUUGUCAGCAGCAAUUCAGACAAGUUCUCUGGGACUUUUGAUUGGUUGUAUCAGAAAUUGGGUAACACAAGAACAACCAAAUUCUGCUGUUAAUUUGCGCUUUAUUCUUGAGUGGACAUGGAAUAAAGUGGUUAUCACAAAAGAGGAAUUUGACAGACUGUGUACACCAUUAUUUGAUGGAUCAUGUCGCUUCAUUGAUCCACAAACUAUACAGUCUAUGCAGCAGUGUCACUUGCUUUUUAGCAAUCUUAAGACAAUUUUAAGCUGUUUUGUAACAGAAGCCCAAGUGAUCACUGAGAGAGGACUGAUGGAGCUAAGCAAUAAGUAUACGGUUACACAGCUCAUCUGUCAAUAUGCACAAAUGGUUCUUUGGUUCUGUCAUUCUGGGCUUUUGCCAGAAGGUUUAGAUGAUGCUGUGCAGUUGUCAAGGUUAUGCUACAACUACCCGGUUAUUCAGAACUACUACACUAGUCGCCGAGAGAAAUGUGAGCGUUUAUCAAGAAGGAAGUGGAACCAUGAUUGCUUAUUGAUUGAUGGGUUGGUUUCUCAGUUAGGAGAUCAAAUUGAGAAGUUGUGGAAAAGAGAUGAAGGAGGCACAGGAAAAUACCCUCCUUCUAGUUUACAUGCGCUACUGGACAUGUAUUUAUUAAGCAACAUUAGUGAGAUGAACAAGCAUUAUAUUACCAUUUAUUUGCUACUUGAUAUUAUGUAUUCCUUUCCAAACAAAACAGAUACUCCCAUUGAGUCUUUUCCAACUGCCUUUGUCAUUUCCUGGGGUCAGGUUAAACUUAUUCAAGGAUUUUGGCUAAUAGAUCAUAGUGACUAUGAGAGUGGUUUAGAUCUUCUGUUUCACCCAGCUACUGUAAAACCUGAGUUAUGGCAGCAUUCAAAGAUCCUCCAAGCCUUCAUGAAUCAGGGAGAGCACAGACAAGCGCUCAGAUAUAUACAGACGAUGAGGCCAGCUGUGUCCAGUGGUGGUGAUAUUAUCCUUCACCUCACUGUUUUACUUUUCAAUCGGUGCAUGGUUGAAGCCUGGAGUUUGCUGAGACAACAUUCUAAUACAUUGAAUAUAGAGGAAUUAUUAAAGCAUGUGUAUGAAGUGUGUCAGGAAGUGGGCUUAAUGGAAGACUUACUGAAGUUACCCUUUACAGACAUUGAGCAGGAAUGUCUAGUGAAAUGUUUGCAGUCCAGUGCCAGUGUUCAAAAUCAAGAGUUCCUUUUAGUUCACCAUUUGCAGCGUGCCAAUUAUAUCCCUGCUCUGAAGCUGAAUCAGACUCUGAAGAUUAAUCUUAUGAAUGAUCGUGAUCCUCGUGUACGGGAGAGAUCAGUGGCUCGAAAUGCUAUGUUAGUUCAAUAUGGGAAAAUCCUUCCUAGAGUCCAGCGAAAAUUAGCCAUAGAGCAAGCUAAGCCUUAUCAUGUAUCAACAUCAUCAGUUUUUCGAGAAGUUUCUAGACCAAAACCAUUAUCAACAUUUCCAAAGAAAGCGGUAACUGGAACAGUGUUAACAAGAUCUACUUUCAUCAAUAAUGUGUUAUCUAAAAUUGGAGAAGUGUGGGCAAGCAGUGAAUCUAGAAAUAACAUGUUUUACCAUAGCCCUAAAAUUGAAGAACCAUCUCCUGUAGUACAUUCUUUCCUGCAUUCAGAACUUCCUGAGGCAUUUGUUGGAACACCAAUUUCAAAAGCAUCGCAGAAAAUUUCUAGGUUGCUGAAUUUGGUAGUUCAUCCUGUUCCACAGUCUUCUCAGUCCUGGAGGUUUAUUCAUCAGAGUCCCACAAGAUCUCCUUCAUAUCUACCCUCUAGUUCAAGUUCACAAUUAAAGGGAUCACAUCAGAAAAGGAUUUCAGAAUUAAAUUUACUUGAAACCCCUCUUGUAGUUAAGAAAGCUAAAACUUUGGCAAUGUCAGUUACUUCUGGAUUUGCUGAGUUGACUCCACAAUCUAUCCUAAGGUCUGGUUUUCGAACACCUUUAGCAUCUCCCUCUGUGUCUCCCGGAAGGUCUCUUACUCCACCUUCACAGCUUAAAGAAACAAGAAUUUCAUUCAUGGAAGAAGACAUGAGGACAAAAUGGACUCCUAGAGCUGCAGAUGACAGUGAAACAAAAAUGCUUACUACACCUUUACAUAAAAGUGAUUUUCCAGCUGAAACUGAAUGGCUAAAGAGCAAAGAUAAAACCACAUCUUUUUCCCUGAGUCUCCCUGAAAAAGACCAUCAAGAAAUGGAUGCACAGUCACAGGAUACAGCCUCACAGAGUCUGGAGAAACUUGAUGUGAGCAAAGAAAGCAGCAUUGUUUCAACUAGAUCGGACCAGACUACUUUAGAAUAUUAUGAUGCACCAUCCCCAGGAAACUGUGAAGAUUUUUUUUUUAAGCCACCAAACUCUUCCACUGAACUGAUUACUAGCUUAAAUGAACAAACUAAGAAGGAUGGUGAUGAAGGCAAUUUAGAAGUUUCACAGGAGGAACUUUCAGAAUUAAAUCACUUAAACCCCAUUCAAGGACUUGAAUCUUCUUGUGUGCCAUCCAUCCAUGAAGGGAAAACCCUCACCCUGAAGUCCAAGGUACCAGUUUUGGAUGAAGGAUUAAUGUGUGUUGAAUCUUGCACAUCUGCAAUUAGAGCAGACAACAAUAAAUCUCUGGCUGAUGUCAAUGAGAGUGGAAGCUCUGGGCUUAUUACCUCUGAAAGUCCUGUUGUCUCUGAGCAUAGACUUGACCAGGAAAAAGCACUGAACUUAGAGCGUGAAACAGAAGUUGAUAGGCUAAAACAAAGUGCUCACUUACCAGAAGAAAAGCAUCCAGUUUCUGACAGUCCUCCUGAUACUCAAGAAAUUCAUGUGGAUGUACAUGAAAAGCUUGAAGUUCAAAAAUCAGGAGAAGAGGCUAGGAAUCUUUCAUUUAAUGAGUUGUAUCCCUCAGGAACUCUUAAACUUCAGUACAAUUUUGAUACUAUUGAGCAACAGUUUUGUGACUUACCUGAUAAAGACUCUGCUGAAUGUGACAUUGCUGAAGGAGAUGGGGAACUUUUCGUUGCUCAGAGCAAUUUUACCUUGAUUUUAGAAGGUGAAGAAGGAGAAGUUGAGACAGGUGAUUCCACAGCCUCGAAUACAUUGCCAAAAGCAGCUAACACAACAACUAAAGAAAAGCUUGUGUAUAAUGUGGAACGUGAUGCUCAUGGGCAUGUUGCAAAUUUGCCAUCAGUCAUAACAAGUGACCAGGAAUCUCGAAAAGUAGAGACUUUACCGUAUGUGCCUGAACCAAUUAAAGUGACAGUUGCAGAAAAUUUACUAGAUGUAAUUAAAGACACGAGUAAAGAAGUUACUUCAGAUACAGUGGAACAGUCCGUGCACGAAAACAUGCCUUUAAUAAGCCAAAAUGUAAAGUCUUCUACCAAAUUAGUCAGACGUACACGUAAGGCUGUUCAGGAUGUAGAAACAGUGACUAUAAAUGUCAGCCAGAGUGACGAUACAGUUUCUUCCAGAACUCGCCCAAGACGGCAGUGUGUCCAAAACCUGAACAUCACAUCAACACAACAGGAGUCAGCAGAUGUUCAUACUCCUAAGAUGUUGGAGUCACCAGCUAAGAGGAAAACUAGAAAAACAAAAGAAAUUUCUGAGGCUUCUGAAAGUGCCUAUUCUGAUGUUAAAGGAAGAUCUCAGAAAGAGCAAAUACCUCAAAAUUCUCUUAGUUCUAGAAGGGGAAAGAAUAAAAAAGAAAUUAAUCAAGACACAUUAGAAAGUUUUGAUUCUAUGAAACAAGAAACACAAGUUACUCCAGGUAGAGAACCAAAAAGGUCAAAAUUAUCUCAGCCGUUGGAACCAGCAAUUGAAACUUCUUUUAGAAAAGAGGUUAAGCUUGUGUCUGUUAUGAAAGGGACUCCUAAAAGAAUUAAAAGACCUAUAGAAAAUGAAGAACAUGCUGAAAUUAUAAAUGAUCUAACAGCUAGUAGUAAUGUAGCGAGUCCUAGCCAGACUACCAAGAAAUUGAAAAAUGCUAAUAUAGAAGCUUCAGAAAUUACAGGAUACAAACAGGAUGAGAAAUCCAGUAACCAACAACCCUCUGUGAAACGUAGUAGAAGGGUCAAAGGAGAAGUUAGUAUGUUGGGUAUUACGCAAGAGUCUAAACUUGAUUCAUCCCAGUUGACUCUUCAGGCAGAAUUUGGUAUGUCCGCUACACCUAGGAAACGUGGUAGACCAAGGAAGAUGAAUCCAUUGGAAUAUGUUGGAUCUAAGGCUGUCGAGGAAGAGAGAAAUUCCCAAAAGGCAGAGGUUCUCAGCGUCCGAAGAUCUGCAAGGAACACCCCAGCUAGAAAUGAAAAUAGAAGUGUUGGAGAAACAGGUUUAGAAAAAUCCACGUUAGUGCCAAAUGAGCAACUUGAUAGGGUAUUAAGAUCUACAAAAAAGUUUACAAAGAAUACCGAAAAUCAAAGCCAGAAAUGUACAUUAUACUCAGUGUCAGAAGAACAUGUAGAUGAAGUGGCACAUAAAGAACCAAAUGACCAAGAAGAAAGAUUGCUUUCCACCACAACUUUUAUUAAAACUUCCCGUAGCAUAAGGACUAGAUCAAGCAAGGCCAGCUUUUUGCAAGACCUUUCUGAACCAAAAAAUGAGACUUUAUUUUCUCCUACAGCAAAGAUUUCAAGGAAACUAAAAGCUGAAAGAAUAGAGACUCCUACACAGCUGAAAGAAUUAGUUUCAGAUUUAUCUUCUCAGUUUGUCUUCUCACCUACUUUGAGGACCAAGCGAAAAAACAUAUCCAGUACAUCCAGGCUUAUAGAUGAACUGGACAAUGCUAAAACAGUAGAAACUGUGGAAGAGCAAGAAGUAAAGAGAAUCAGGACUACAAGAACAAAGCAGGCAAACAAAAACACAGAAAAGGAACAUUCUUGGUCACCUCCUCCAGUAGAAAUUAAGCUGAUUUCUCCCUUGGCAAGCCCAGUUGAUGGCGUAAAGAGUAAGCCAAGAAAAACUGCAGAAGUAAUGGGAAAAGCUGUUGGAAGGGGCAGAAAGAAACCAUUUUCCCUUCCAAAGCAAGUUUUACGUAGGAAAAUGCUGUAAUUUUUUUCCAAGGUUUUAAUGUACAUGAAUUUAUAAAGUCAUCAAAAUUGUGUGGAUUAAAAAUCAUCUAAUUUGGAAGAAAAUAAUUUAUAUAAAUUAUUGUAAAUUUUUGUAAACAGGAGGUCUUUCA